UUUCAACAUUUGAACAAUUGAAGGAAAUUAACAUGUGAAAUGGACCGUUUACCCCUCCCCUGUGUUCAGCCUUACAUCUCACGUCACCUUCGCUCUGUUUUUCUUCCCUCGAGCCUCACAGCAUCAUACGACAUCGUUUACCGCCCUCGUCCCUCACAGCAUCAUGCAUUCAUGCGACGUCGUUCAUCCUCCUCUCCAUUUAAAUACUCACAUUCUCGCAACGCCCCUCUCUCUCUCUCUCUCUCUAAGAUACGCAGUCUACGUACUCCAACAGUCCAACGGCAUCUUCGGUCCAAGCAGUUUUUUGCACGACCCCCCCCCCCCCUCUCUCAGUUCUAUUCUCAUUCUCCCUCUCCCUCUCCCUCUCAUGGCGACAAUAGCAACGCGAGCUCUGAACCCGAACCCGAAUUCGAAUCCGGAUCCAAAGCCCAUGCGAGCGUGCUGCUUCUCCUUCGCUGCCUACGCCAAGACUCUCAUCGGUCACCUCCGCUCCUGCGGCGUUCCAGUGGCGCACGGCCUCUCCGACGACGAAUUCUCCGCCAUUGAAUCCUCUCUUAACUUCACCUUCCCUCCCGACCUCCGUUCCAUCCUCCGCGAAGGCCUUCCCCUCUCCCCCGGCUUCCCCAACUGGCGCGCUGCCUCACCCCACCACCUCCGCCUCCUCACCGCCCUCCCCGUCUUCGGACUCUCCCAAGAAAUUUCCCGCGCCGACUUCUGGAUCAACUCCUGGGGCGAUCGCCCCGACAAUGCCGAGAAAGCCCUUCUCCUAGCAAACCCCUUCUUGAGCAAAGCCCCAAUUCUAGUCCCCAUUUACCGUCGAUUUUACAUCCCGUCGACUCCCAUCGCCGCCGGCAACCCCGUGUUCUUCGUCCACGGCGGCGACGUCAGGUUAUCGAGCUUCGACCUCGCCGGGUUCUUCCAAAACAAUGAUUUCCGGCUGCCGAAUUCGUUGCCUGUGACGAAGACGGAGACGCCGGCACCGGCGUGGGCGGCCAAGGCCCCGCGGACGAUCGACUUCUGGACGGAGGUGGCGGAGAGGGGGAAGGGGGUCGCGCGUGGGUUCACGUACGGAGGAUGGUGGAGUGGGAAUCUCGGGGGGUGCCUGGAGGAGGUGUUUUGGAGGCUGAGAGACGGAGGGUGGAAGGAGGAGGAGGUGAGGGAGAUGAUGAUGAUGGACGGCGCGGAUGAGGAGGCGGAGAAGCCGAGGGAGGAGGCGACGGGGUACCGAGAGAGGGUGGGGGUGUGGUGUCACGUGCAGCGGAUGUCGUUCAAGCUGCUAAGCGCCGGGUGGAGCGCGGAGGACGUGGGCUACUCGCUGGGUUUCGAGGACGGAAGCUUCGUUACGGCGCAAGGGGAGCCCUGGGCUGCGUUUCAACGUCCGGACAGCUGUUCUCAGGAGAUGUAUUAAGGGGGGAAUAUGAAAUUCUUAGAUUUGAUAGGGUGAAAACUUCAAAUUUUCCAAAAUAUGUUGGGCCCACAUUGCAAAUCCCGGGCCCAUCACUGGCUCCCACGUCAUCUUGGCUCGGUCAUCACAUAGAAUAGGAAUGUAUCAUUUCUUUUAUUUGUACAUUUUUUUUAAUAGAUCAUAGAUGACAGCAAUUACAGUCCAUGGAAUUUUUAUACCAA
Malania oleifera is the source of this 1626-nucleotide messenger RNA. RefSeq lists its product as uncharacterized. Lineage: Eukaryota; Viridiplantae; Streptophyta; Magnoliopsida; Santalales; Ximeniaceae. The record is from RefSeq and is a predicted model, not a curated record. Bases 164 to 1408 code for a protein of 414 amino acids. The transcript has a single exon.